AUGGACGUCAAAUCACUACCAGAGUUUCGAUUCUUCCCAUAUCCCAAACAUCCAUCCGAGUCUCAAGAAUUACUACCAGAUGAUCCAAUUACCCUCAACACUUCGUCCUCAUGGACUUACUGCGGACCCCUCUUGACCCUUGAGUCAUAUAGCCUGCCAUCAUCCUUUACCACCUGGGCAGAUGCCACAAUCAACGGCUCAAUAUUGCCCUCCUUAUUCUCCUUCCUGGCAUAUGUCCACGAAUUCCUGGCCAAAAACAACCAAUCCCACUACUGGCUCACCAUCAGAGCAAGCAAAAGCUCGGACGAGUUCGAUACCCCACGCUGGCACACAGACGAUUUAUUCUUCUCCCCCCUCCAACCAAGAAACCAUUCAAGACGUGAAUCGCUCUUCUCGCCAAUCGCUAAUCUACUCAAAUCGCCUUGGACAGGCUCAACAAAGAACCAAAAGCCCCAACCCCGAAUCUUACCCUCCAAAACACCAACCAAGCAUCACGAUCACCCACGUCCCACAUCUCCAACCGCCCAAAUCCCCUCUACAAGCCCCGCCCCAACAAACUGGAAACUCACAACCACCCUCCUAGGCCCCGGAACCAUGUUCAUCCCACCGGCGACGAACCGCCUAGCCCGCACCACACAACAAGCCGCCAAAACAGCCGCCCGCGCCGCAGACCCAGGCCACGUAUGUGUCUCCGUGCGCUGCGUCGGGUGCGCCAUGGCGGCCGAGUCGGUGCGGGCACGGCUGGUCGUUGAGCUGGGUGGGCACGGGGUUGUGCAGGCGUCGGCGGGGGAGUGUGUUUUCUUCCGGGUUGGCGAGGACGAUGGCGCGGUGCAUUCUGAGCCUCGGUCGCAUGGUGAUCGGGUUUUUGUUAAUGUUGUCCCUGGUCAUGAGGCGGAUCUUAGGGCGCUGAUGGUGAAGUGGGGGAUGGAGUAUCCGCGGGCUUGGUGUGUGGGGUUGCCAUUGGUGAUUGGGGAGGGAGAGGAGUGUUUGAGGGAUGUUGGGGGUGAGAUUUGA
Molecule: messenger RNA, 1014 nt
Organism: Penicillium roqueforti
Lineage: Eukaryota; Fungi; Ascomycota; Eurotiomycetes; Eurotiales; Aspergillaceae
Exons: 1
Coding region: 1-1014 (337 amino acids)
Source: RefSeq, a predicted model, not a curated record